This is a messenger RNA of Lottia gigantea (owl limpet), 330 nucleotides long. RefSeq lists its product as hypothetical. NCBI's taxonomy places the organism in Eukaryota, Metazoa, Mollusca, Gastropoda, Lottiidae. The transcript is spliced from 2 exons. The record is from RefSeq and is a predicted model, not a curated record. The annotation marks the transcript as partial.
UUCUUGGAUAAUUCAAGGACGAUUUCAGGACUAUUCCAGGAGAAUUCCAGGAGAAUUCCAGGAGAAUUCCAGGAGAAUUCCAUGUCAAUUUCAGGACUAUUCCAGGAGAAUUCCAGGAGAAUUCCAAGUCAAUUUCAGGAUAGUUCUAGGAUAAUUCAAGGACGAUUUCAGGACUAUUCCAGGAGAAUUCCAGGAGAAUUCCAAGAUAAUUCAAGGACGAUUUCAGGACUAUUCCAGGAGAAUUCCAGGAGAAUUCCAAGUCAAUUUCAGGAUAGUUCUAGGAUAAUUCAAGGACAAUUCUAUGACAAUUCCAAGUCAAUUUCAGGAUAG